Messenger RNA from Chenopodium quinoa (quinoa), 1743 nucleotides. RefSeq names its product 1-aminocyclopropane-1-carboxylate oxidase homolog 1-like. The coding region runs from base 231 to 1343 and encodes 370 amino acids. The transcript is spliced from 3 exons. The record is from RefSeq and is a predicted model, not a curated record. NCBI's taxonomy places the organism in Eukaryota, Viridiplantae, Streptophyta, Magnoliopsida, Caryophyllales, Amaranthaceae.
UCUAAAUCUUCAUACAUACUGUAUUUGUCUCAUCUUCCUAAAAAAUCGCAAAGCUUUAUGCUUUGAAGCAUCUGUAAUUAACAUUAUAUCGAUUCUAUUAAUAAUAUAUUGAUAAAGAAUAUGCUCAAGUUUAAGUAAAAAAGAUUGUUGAUUACUGAACUUGAGCAUUCUGUAAUUUUCUUGUAUAGUUCAACACAAAUUCUGAACCUUCUGAAUCACUCACUGCUUAAAUGGAGUGUAAUGGUAAUAGCAAAGAGUCUGUAGGAUUAGAUGUGUUGAAUUAUGAUUUGGAGAGCGAAUUCAGUGAAUUUAUUUCUACGAAAGCUGGAGUAAAAGGACUUGUUGAUUCUGGUAUUGUUAAGGUCCCUAGAUUCUUUCUGUCAUCUGCAGAUGUAAAUUAUUUGGAGCAUACGAGCUCUAAUGGUAUCGAGAAUCAAGUUCCAGUCAUCAACCUCAAGGGCUAUGAAGGUAAAAGGCGUAGGACUAUUGUGAAUGAAGUCUUACAAGCAUCAAAGACAUGGGGCGUGUUUCAGAUUUUCAACCAUGAUGUUCCCUCAGCUGUCAUGAAGAGCAUGCUAGAAAGUGUGUGUGGAUUUCACGAGCAAUCAAAUGAGUUAAAAAAGGAUUACUAUUCUCAUGAUUCCACAAGGAAGGUGAGGUAUUACGCGACUGUCCAACCAGCUCGUAGAACUGCAUUUUGGAAAGACACAAUUGCCUGUCAGUUUGAGAACAUGACAGAAGAUUUUGAAGCCUUGCCUCUUAUUUGCAGGGAACCUAUGUUUGAUUAUGUCAAACACAUAGUUGAACUAAAAGAGAGGUUAACCAAGUUGCUUUCUGAGGCUCUAGGGCUAGAGUGUGAUCACCUUGAACUAAUGGAAUGCAUGGAACCUCGAAAGGUAGUGGGUCACUAUUACCCGGCUUGCCCUGAGCCACAUUUGACUCUAGGCACAGCGGAACAUACAGAUCCUUAUUUCCUUACGAUUUUAUUACAAGGCGACAUUGAUGGACUUCAAGUCUUGCAUCAGGAUCAGUGGAUUCAUGUGCCACCAAUGGAGGGCGCACUUAUUGUUAUAAUAGGUGAUAUGCUGCAGCUGAUAAGCAAUGAUUUAUUAAGGAGUGCUGAACAUAGAGUACUAGCAAAUCGGAAAGGUCCCAGAUUGUCAGCAGCAUGUUUUUUCUAUCCGAAUGGCAGAAUUAAAGACCGGAAUCAUGGACCAAUAGAGGAACUUCUGUCUGAUAAGAAUCCUGCAUUAUACAAAGAAAUCACUCAUGCUGAAUAUCUCAAGCAUCAUGGUGUACAUGGAAGUUGCGGCUCCAAAGCUCUUCCUCAUAUCAAGAUUUAAUCUUUUUCGAUCAGUACUAACCAUAUGUAACUACUGGUAUAAUCAUGCAACUAUGACAAGAUCUUUUCCUCAUUAUGAGAGUAAAAUUGCUCAUUAAACCCCCAUAAUUUGACUCUAUGACUCACCAGUUCAGUUAAAAAUCAAGUGUGGUUUCUAUUACUGUAUUGUUUCAGCCCUUAAAUGUACAGUCCCAACCUGCAGGGACGAAUCAGUUAGCGUAGUCCUGUUCUAUAAUUCAGGCAUUUCUGGGUAAAAUAGACUCUUCUGUACUAAACUGUGGACUCGAUUUGUGUUCUGCACUUCUGAAUGCAGGAGGCCACUUGUAGCACAACAUCUAUGUAUGCUUUAAGUACAUGCUCCUUUAGUUGGUUGUACAUUUAUAACCUAUGUUACCCGGACU